AUGGUUAACUUCAAGUGUUGCAAAACAAAACCUGUACCAUCUUACUACAUAUGUACACAGUGUCUCAACAUCUUUCAUAGAGCUUGCAUACUCAGAAAUAAAAAUGGAGUCAAAUUCGAAGGAGAUCAUAAAAUCAUUUGCUGCAUGAGUUCAGCUAAGGACAUGGAACAAAGUUUCAUGAAUGAAAUUAGUAUUUUGGAAAAAACCAUAGAAGAACUACAAGAAGACACAGAAGUUAAAGACAAACACAUGAAAAAGUUGAAAAACGACAUGGACAAGUUCAUGGAAGAUGCCCUAAAAUCUGAGGAAGAAAUGUGUGAAUUAAUAGCAGCUCAAAAACAAACCAUUGUGGAAGCUGAAACACGAAUGAUAGAACUUCAGAAAAUCAUUGAACAACUACAAACAAAGUCUACUUGCACAACAAGCACUCAAACAACACUACUUUGCAAAACCACAAGAGAGAUCAGCACCCAAUCCGUAAUAGACGUAAAAAGCACCUAUAUCCAAACAGAGUGCAAUGGAGAUGAAACAGGAAACUUCGACAUCCUCAAGAAUAAACCAGAAUUCAUGACUGCUGUUGGAAGCACACAAUGCAACAUACCAGAACCCACUGUGGAAGAAUCUACAAAGUCAAUUGAAUGUGUCAAUGGAAUUGAAACCCCGACUGAAGUGAAAAUCAUGGAAAAUAACAAAAGUGGGUUGAAACUGCAGAAAAAGAAGAAACAGCAUCUGAAGGAGAAACCAUCCAACUUUACAGGCAAUACCUAUUCAACUGAUUUUAGAAUAGAUAUCAUAGAACCUGAUAGUAUUCGCCCUUCCACUCAUGAUUGUGGUACCAGUGCGCAAUGGAAAACUUCUUGUGAUCCUGCGAGCCCACAAAGACAAAUGAUGACAAAAGUUGCUUUCCCACAUAGAAAAAUGUUAAUCUAUGGGGACGAGUAUGCCACUGGCUUUCCUAGGUAUAAUUGUACAGUGAAUUUACCGAGAGCAAGUAUCGAUAGAUGGUUUUGUAAAAGGGCCGUUUCUCCAAACCUGCAGGAGAAUGAAAAUAAUGUACUCGUCGAGCUACAAAAUGCAACAAUAAGUUCAUCAGACAAUUCUUCGGUUCUGAAAGAUUCAGAAGUAGAAGUAUCGAAUAUAAUGGAAUUAGGCAAUAAGGAGACAGAAGUACCAGAAUCAGAGGAAGAAAAUGACAUCGAAGAUCACGACGAUUCAGUCAAGGACCCUAAUUAUGAAUUGAGUGAGACUAGUUCUGAGGAAGAAAUAAAUUCUGAUGUGGAAGAAAUUCCUAGAGAUGAAAUUGAAUCUGAUAUGCUGAAUGAAGAUCCUCCUAUUAGGAAUAGAUCUUGUAUGAAUUAUGAAUCGAAGGAUAAAAUCAAAAAAGGCAAUAAAGGAAAAGAUUUCUGCUUCCAUUGCGACAGUCUUGUUUUGAAUUUUGCGCGUCAUAUAAAGCGAAAUCAUUCAACAGAGAUUGAUGUACAGAAAAUCUUCUCGAAACCUCCACGUUCGAAAGAGAGAAAAGAACUACUCAGCAAAUUGAGGAAGAAAGGAAAUUAUUUGAAUAGCAAUAUCUACAGAAAGCCAGUGAAAACACCAUCAAUAAACACAAACAUUUUGCCUUGCAACAACUGUUUGGGAUUCUACUCAGCAAAACAACUGUGGCGACAUAAAAAAAAAUGUUGUGGAACUGGUUCGAAGGCAUGUCAAUCAGAAGCACAGCAUUUUCAUUUGAAAAACUCGAAGAUUGACAAACAGUUGAUAGAAUCUGUAUUCCCACGAAUGAGGGCUGAUGAGGUAUCUCUGCAAGCUAAAGAAGAUCCUCUUAUAUGUGUUUAUGGUGCAAGGUAUAUGAAAAUUCAUAGAGAAAAGCAUUUUGUGAAUGUCACAUCACGCAAAAUGCGAGAACUGGCAAAAUUACUUAUGGAGGCAAAGAAGGAGGAACCGUCAAUAAAUAAUUUAUUCGAAGCAUUACAGCCAAAAUAUUUCGACUUGCUGGUUGCGGCCACAAAAAUCGUCGCAAAGUAUGACAAAGAUAAAGAUUGUUACAAAUCACCUACUUUCGCACUAAAUAUUGGAACGACUCUCAAACAGUGUUGCGAAAUCGCCAUUGUAUUUGCUCUGAAAAGAAAAGAGGUAUAUGCAACAUUACAAUCGGCUGAGGCGGAAGCUAACCUUAAAACAAUGAUACAACUCAUUGAAUCGCAUUGGCGUUUUGAUGUUUCUAGCCAAGCAGCAAAUGAUUUGAACAUGAAUAAGUGGAAUAAAGUUACUCUAGUUCCAUUAGCCACCGACUUGAAACAUUUGAAAGAUUUUCUUAUCAAGACAGCCAAUUCUGCUGCAGAGGCACUAUCGAAUGGCAAUAAAGAUCGAAAUUCUUAUGUCACCCUCUUAGAAACCGUAUUCUGUAGAGUAAUGCUCCUCAACAGGAGGAGACCAGGAGAGCUGCAAAGGUUAUUGUUAGAAAUAUAUGAAAAUUCGGGAAAUAUUUCUCAAAACUAUGAAGAAUUCACUGAAGCCGUUACACCAUCAGAAAAAAUAUUGAUGCAGAAGUUCAAAAGAAUUGUCAUAAGAGGAAAAAGAGGUCGUGGUGUUCCUGUACUGUUCAGCCCUGAUGUUCAGCAGCACAUCAAAAUUAUGUUGAAUCAUCGUCCUGAUUUUGUAGCGAAGGGUAACACAUAUCUUUUUGGCAACCCAAAAACAAUGGAACCUAUAUGUGGUUAUAAGGUAUUGAAAAAGUACGCAGAAGCUUGUGGUGCUAAGAACCCGCAAGCGAUUUCAUCCACAAGGCUCAGAAAACACCUAGCAACAUUGACGCAAAUUUUUAGUAUGUCUGAAGGUGACAUAGAACAGUUAGCUUCAUUCAUGGGUCACACAGUUGGCGUUCACAAAGGGUCAUACAGAUUACCAGACGACGUCUAUCAAACGGCGAAAAUAUCAAAAUUAUUACUUCUGAUGGAGAAAGGAUCGGCUGCCGAAUUCAAGGGAAAACCUUUGAAUGAAAUUGAAUUAGAUCUGGAAGAUGAUCUCAUGAACAAUGAUGAGAAAGAUGACGGAGCUACAGAUGCAAUCAAUGUGAGCACGGAACCACUUUCCAGAAUUGUUUCAGAUCAUAGUGAAAUGAAUAUACUUCCUAAAACGAAUAAGCGUAUAUUGAUUCCAUGGACAGAUAAACAAAAAGAGGCCGUCUACUGA
Molecule: messenger RNA, 3192 nt
Organism: Phaedon cochleariae (mustard beetle)
Lineage: Eukaryota; Metazoa; Arthropoda; Insecta; Coleoptera; Chrysomelidae
Source: the annotation of a GenBank genome assembly